AAAAAAAGUAUUGCAAAUACCAUUUUUUACCAAAAUGAUGUAGACGGCAAUGGUAUCUUCUUUUUUGUCUGCAUAUCAAGUGACGGUUUUGCCUAUAUAAGAGAUGUUAUCAACUUUUUGCCAAUCAUCAUCUCCUUUUCUUUCUUCUUUUUCAAAAGAAGACGUUGCCCCCUUUGCUUGUAAGAAGAGAUUGGAAUUCACCAUGGACCAGGAGAAGAUGUCCCAACAACCGCCGAAGAGGAAGGGGGGUCUGAAGACCAUCCCAUUUAUCAUGACAAACGAAAUCUUCGAGAAGGUUGCGAGCUUUGGGCUGAUGCCAAAUAUGAUCAUCUACCUUACAGAAGUGUAUCACAUGACCCCUGUAACUGCCGGUAGUGUUCUGUUCAUAUGGGGAGCAAUAUCAUAUUUCUUACCCAUUUUUGGGGCUUUCUUAUCUGAUGCCUACUUGGGUCGCUUCCUUGUGAUAGCAAUUGCAUCAGUUGCAUGCCUGCAAGGGAUGGUUCUUCUAUGGCUAACAGCAAUGCUACCCGGAGCAAAUCCCCCUGCCUGUGACCCUGCUGACCUUGUUCUCGGCAAGUGCCAGAGCCCGAGCAAUUCACAGCUCGCUCUCCUGUUCUCUUCUUUCGCUCUCAUCUCCAUAGGAACUGGUGGCAUUAGGCCAUGCUCUCUAGCCUUUGGUGCAGACCAGUUCGACCGGAAAGACAACCCUCAGAAUGAGAGGACCCUGCAGACCUUCUUCAACUGGUACUACGCAACGAUCGGGAUAUCCUUUAUCAUCGCAUCGACUGUCAUCGUCUAUAUACAAGAUAAGAUGGGAUGGAAAGUGGGUUUCGGUGUUCCAGUAGUGCUGAUGGCAUUAUCUAUCGUCUUCUUCCUCCUGGGUUCUUUUCUUUACAUCAAGGUGAGGGGUAACUCGAGCAUGCUAACCGGCCUUGCCCAAGCCAUCGUUGCAAGCAUCAAAAAUCAGCGACUAGUCUUGCCAUCAGAGACUGCUGAUUGCAGAUAUCAUCACAAGAAGGGUGGUUCGAACAUCAUGGUUCCCACUGAAAAUCUAAGGUCCCUGAACAAAGCCUGCAUCAUUAGAAAUCCAGAGGAGGACUUGAACCCCGAUGGCUCCGCCGCCGACCCAUGGAAGCUGUGCAGCGUGGAGCAAGUAGAAGUGCUCAAGUCGGUGGUGCGAGUGAUGCCAAUUUGGUCGACCGGGAUCAUGCCGGGAGUGAUCAUCAACCAGCAAAUGUUCCCGCCGCUGCAGGCGGGCACCAUGGACCGGCACAUGGGGUCCAAGUUUCAGAUCCCCAAGGGCUCCUUUGGCGUGUUUGGGAUCAUCACCUUGACGCUUUGGGUGGCCAUUUACGACCGGUUGAUCGUCCCUCGGCUGGCGAAGAUCACCGGAAGGCCCCGCGGUCUCAGCCUCCGGCAGAGAAUGGGGAUCGGGCUGGCGAUAUCAUGCAUUGCCACAGCUGUUGCAGCCACCGUAGAGGGCAUGAGGAGGAGAAGAGCAAUUGAGGAAGGGCUGGCAGAUCAUCCAAGUGCCAUAGUUAACAUGUCAGCAAUGUGGCUGGUGCCCCAGAACUGCCUGAGUGGCUUAGCCGAAGCUUUUAAUAUAAUCGCACAGAUCGAAUUCUACUACUCGGAGUUUCCUAAGAGCAUGGCCAGUAUUGGGAUGUCUCUGAUUUCACUGGGGUUGGGAGUUGGGGACUUGGUCGCGAGUUUGAUCCUGGAGCUCGUUGACAAGAGGAGUGGAAGGAAUGGAAGAGUUAGCUGGGUUGCUGCCAACCUAAACAGGGGCCACUUUGACUACUACUAUUGGAUCCUUACUCUAUUGAGUGUGUGUAAUUUUUUCUACUUCCUUGUUUGUAGUUGGGCGUAUGGCGAGGAGGGAAAGAAUAGGUUUCAUGAAGAGGAGGACCUGGUGGUGGAAGAGCUGGACACGAAGCCCGGGGAGUUGUCCGUUAUCCUUUGAAUUGCGUGCUUUUCGUAUGGCUCUUGUGUGCUUUUAUUCUAGGUAAGCUUUAGGACUAUAGCAGCUUGCCACUUGAACGUGUACAUGUACUUUGAGAAAUGCAAUCAUAUGGUUAUGAAAUAUAUUAUG
Messenger RNA from Elaeis guineensis (African oil palm), 2092 nucleotides. Its product is annotated as protein NRT1/ PTR FAMILY 1.2. Gene Ontology annotation, cellular component: membrane. The record is from RefSeq and is a predicted model, not a curated record. Lineage: Eukaryota; Viridiplantae; Streptophyta; Magnoliopsida; Arecales; Arecaceae. Gene Ontology annotation, molecular function: transmembrane transporter activity. Gene Ontology annotation, biological process: transmembrane transport.